AUGGAUAAAGUUAGUAAAUUAAGCAACCUAAGUAAUGAAUCGACGACGACUACUAUAGGACGUACGGAUGAAGAUGAUAUGGAAUUAUUAUAUCCGUUACCUGAAAAAGAUUAUGGUGGCGACAGAUUGGCUUUACAACAUCACCUAUUUAAAUAUAUAUGGCGAAGCAACUUUUCUGCACCCGUUGUUGAGAAAUUGAAUGCCGGUGCUAAAGUCUUGGAUUUUGGCUGUGGAACUGUCAGUUGGCUUUUAGAUGUAUCAUCACAAUAUCCAAAAUCAACCUUUUACGGUGUUGACCAACCAUAUUUACUUCGUCUUAGCACGCCGACGAUACCGUCAAAUGUUAGCGUUCAAUAUUAUGAUAUUUUAUCAGGGUUACCAUUUGAUGAUGAAACUUUUGAUUUUAUAUAUAUGCGUUUUAUGGCUGGAGAAAUACCCGAGAAACAAACAGAAAGGAUAAUAAACGAGUUUUUGAGAGUUUUAAAAGUAGGAGGUUAUUUGGAGAUUAUGGAUGUUGAAACUCAAG
Racocetra fulgida is the source of this 526-nucleotide messenger RNA. The record is from the annotation of a GenBank genome assembly. NCBI's taxonomy places the organism in Eukaryota, Fungi, Glomeromycota, Glomeromycetes, Diversisporales, Gigasporaceae.